GUUAAAAAUUCUGUAAGAUGACCAAAAUCAAAAAUAAUUAUUAUUAAAAUCUUUGGUCAUUAGUUUGAGAUUUGACUUUGAGGAGUGGAACUAGUUUUACAACCUAUCUAUAUAUUAGUUAAGUUUACGCGCCAGUUUGACUAGUUUUCACAAGCACUCUGUUGUGGUACUGUACUGUCAUGACUACGUCGUGGGUUUUACAGUGCAAGGACUUAUCUAACACUGAUUUGGUUCAUAUCGCCAAACUUGCUGAGCAGGCUGAACGAUAUGAUGACAUGGCGGCAGCUAUGAAGCGGUAUACCGAGGCUUCGGGGAAUUUAGGGAACGAAGAACGGAAUUUACUUUCGGUGGCAUAUAAAAAUGUUGUGGGUGCUAGAAGAUCAGCAUGGAGAGUGAUACAUGGAAGUGAGAUGAAAGCGGUAAAUGAUUGUACCAAGAAACAAAUAGCAGAAGAGUACCGUAUUAAAAUGGAAAAGGAGUUGAACACUAUCUGUAAUCAAGUUUUGGCUCUACUUGAGGAUUAUCUGCUUCCAAAUGCAAGUCCCGAUGACAGCAAAGUUUUCUUUUUGAAAAUGCAAGGUGACUACUACCGGUAUCUCGCUGAGGUUGCCACUGAUGAUGCUCGAACAGAAGUGGUACAGAAAUCAUUGGAUGCCUACACGAAAGCUACUACGGCUGCCGAAAAUUUGCCUACCACUCAUCCUAUCCGUCUUGGUUUAGCUCUUAACUUCUCUGUGUUUUAUUAUGAAAUACAAAAUAAUUCUGCUAAGGCGUGCGAUUUAGCUAAAUGCGCCUUCGAUUCAGCAAUAGCGGAACUAGAUCAGCUUCAAGAUGAUUCCUACAAAGACAGCACACUAAUUAUGCAGCUUCUAAGAGACAAUUUGACGGUAAGAUUUCUAUUAAUUUUUCUAAUAUGACUAAUUAGUUGUGGGCCAGUGACCAAACAGCUGAGGGAGAUGUUGAAAAUGACGGCUAAACUCUGUUCUGUAAUAUUUAUUAUAGCCCUCAUGUCAUACAAGAUCUAUGUCAAUUUUCUGAUUGUUUACCGUUAUUUUGUACUUACUGAUGGGAGUUACGGUUCUUUGGUGUAAGUUUCUCAUGAGUUAUUAUGUAAAACCGUGUACCAUAGUUUACUGAUGACAUUUAGUGUUGCUAGUGCAAAUUCAUUCAACCGUAAGAGUCGAACGUAGAAUAAGUUUAUUUUCUGACUCAAAGCCACCUAACUCUAAGAAUGCUUAGUAGUGACGGCAGUUCUUGUAAUGCCACGAUGGAUAGCUGUGUGGUGGUAAACUGAAAUUCGAUCGAUUUCCAGGAGUCUUUGUGUGUGUUGAGGAGUAUCUUUUGCGUUUUGUGGUUAGUGACAGGUCUGGUGUCCGAGGGCUUUCAUUAGUGGCUUUGAAUGAUCCUAGGGUCGUUUCUAGUGGCACAGUUACAUUUGCUACCUGUCACUUCGAACCCAAGUUCUCUAUAUCACUUUUUUCUGUUUCUUGCUUGAUACUGAAACUGUUACUACCCCUUCUACUCUGGGAUUUUUCUCGAUAAUUUUAUCUGGCUGUGCUAACCUGAUUUGUUAACACUAAGUGUUGGAAACGUUUGUCAGAUUGUAAAUAGCUGAGUAGUUGACGUAAAUGACCUACUUGUAGCCAGCAAAACCGAAUCAACAUCUAACUUACCUGGAGCACUGAAUGAUUGAAUGAGUACAGAUUUCCCAUGAAUUAGUAAGUGAGUUUAGGACGGUCCAUCGGUCUUUAUGUAAGUUACUAAAGAACCUAGAUGACGUACAGAGUACCGACGACUACUUGCUGUUUGACCUGUUCGAAAGCUACAUGGUUUCUUGGGAGUCAUCACCAACUUUACUAUUCUAUAGUAUUGAUGGGUUACUUACAAGACUGAUCAUGAACACUUCGUCCUUCACCUGGAAUUAAGCAGUUAUUUGAAGCUAUAAAGGACAAGCUAAACACAUAAGCAGUACUAGCAGUUAUGACUGACCAGACGCCUUUAGCCGUACUAAAUGAAGAGAAUAAAAAGUUGGAAGCACUGACCGCUCCCAAACACUACACUGCAUGCAAACGGCGACUAUUGUCGUUCUACUUAGAUGUGAAACACUCAAUAGAUUUUAGGAGAAAAUAGCUUGACGGUACUUACUGCCUGCGAAUUGUUAUCGGAGGCUUCUGUAAAGAUUCAUGAUAAAUAGGGUCCGCGCGAAAUACACCAGCUUGAGUUCAUAUCAGAAUUCUUAAUAAAAGGUAUGUAAAAGGUGAUAAAAACCACAUUAGGCGCACCAAUUUUGAUAGCCCAUCUGACUCAAUAAUAUGUUAGUUCCCUACAUAUGUAUCACGGAUUAAUCUACAUAAUCUAGGACUUAUCAGGUAUUUACAACGCGGGAUUGAAAGUCAGAUGCGAAGUGUUGGGAAUAUCAUGUAGAUCACUAACAUAGAUGAUCUGAGCUGAAUAACUGGGGGCGUACUGGAGUAAGGAGGGAGUAGUGUGACGAGACGGGUAACUUCGAAGUUGCACUUAACGUGGAUUGCCGUUUCAUCGUACCACGGUACUAUGGCUGCUCUGAAGACUGUGUAACGCAAUGGACGUUAUUAGAGGAGUAUAUUAGAAAGAGUAGGUAGAGGAAUAAAGUGCGACCAUCACCGCAUUGGCCAGUCCAUUGUAUGUAAUCAACUGAUGCGUGUUGACUGUCUCUGGACUUGAGGAGGAUCGGUGAAUUUUUAGGCAUUUAGUAACACGACCGCCGGGUGAUUUGGUGAGGGUCCAGUGACAUUUCAUUUGCUGUACACGUGUGUCAAACAAAUGUAUUGCGAGACCGAGAGUAAGUAUUCAAACUGAGUUGGGAAAUUAGCAUACCAUCCGGUUCAGUGAGUAGGCUUAUGCCUUAGUGUAUAUAGUCCAAGUAGACAAACAAUGAAUAAAAUAAGGAAGUAGGUUCAGGCAAGCUGACUAAUUCCACCCAAAAUGGACGAUAUGGUCAAUUGGAUGAAUAUGGACACGAAUUUUAUAUGUAUGAAAGGUCAGACUUGCUCGUGAGGAUCAUGAGAUUAUCGGAAGGAUAGCGACGACUCGCUCGUUACGUGCUCUAUGGUUUUAUUUUCAUUCAAACAGUGAUAUAUGUUGAUAUACGCGAAUUAGUAUAACCCUAACGAAGCGAAAUCCUGUGUUCAUUCUGAUUUCUAACUGACUUGCCUGUGGGGUUUUGGAGAAGCGUUGAUGUUCUGUGUUUAUCGUAUGGAUUAACGGUCAGGCGUAAUACAUCACAUCGUUCAACUGAAAGCUGUAGUCGAGUUACCUUAGAUUCGGGAGUUAUACGGCUAGUUCCUUGGGUGAAAAUCGAUUCGACGUUAGUAACAAAAACAAAAACCCUCUCUGGGGCUUCUGCCGGUCUCAAUCCCGGAUGAGGGGGAGGGCUGUCCAUGGGAUAGCGUCCUCAUCUUGUAGAAAACUAAAACGCUAACUAGAAGAAAUAAUGCAAAUUAGUUAAGCUCUGCCCUGGGAGUUAGGAGAUCUUCAUUUAGAAGAGUUCUGACGUCCCUUCAUGAAUGCCGAAUUCCUUCGGAAGUCAGUAGGCUGAUGUCCUGACAUCCGAGGCAAUCAUUAAUUUAAGUACAUGUAGUGUUCGUACAAGGUGCGAGACCACGAAAGUCAUCCAAGUUGCUGCAGAGAUGAAAAGUUACAAAAUGAAGCUGCUUGAAAUCAGUGAAACACAUUGGACGCAGGUUGGACAAUAAAGACUAGAUUAUGGAGAGCUGCCGAUAUACUCAGGUCAUGAAAAAUAAAAUGCUCCACUUACACAAGAAGUUGCACUGAUGUUAUCCAAACAAGCGCAAAAAGCACUUACAAGAUGGGAAUGUCAUGGAUCCAGGAGCAUCAAAGCCUCCAAAACAAAGAAAGAGGGCAUUAAAUUGAACGUCGUCCAAUGCUAUGCGCCUACCAACGAUCACAAUGAAGACGUUAAAGAUCAAUUCUAGGAUAGGCAGCAGUCAAUCGUUGAGAAAUGCCCAUUCUGAUGGGAGACCUAUAUGUCAAGAACCAAGAGAGGAGCUAAUAUAGCCUCAGACCGUCACUUUCUGGUCACCAAGAUGAAGCUGAAACUGGACAACGGGGCGUACAACAUCACAAAAGUUUAGUACGGCCUUUCUUUUGGGAUAAUGACAGACUCAGCAAAUUCAAGAUAGCCCUAAGCAAUAGGUUCCAGGCCUUUCACGGGCUGCUAAAUGGAGAGAGAACUACUAUGGAGAACAACUGGGAGGUAAUCACUUCAACAUGUCAUGCGGUUCUGGGCAACAAGGAACGGGUUAUUGUUGAUACACUGGAUAAGAUUCAAGAAAUAAGGAACAAGAAGGCAGCAAUCAAUAUCAGCCGAGCAAGAGCGGAGAAAGCCAAGGUGCAAGCUGAAUAUACAGAAGCAUACGAGCAAGUGAAGAAGAGCACCAGAGCCAACAAACGCAAAUAUGUGGAAGAUUUAGCAACGGCGGCGGAAAAGGCUGCAAGAGAAGGAAAUAUGAGAAUUGUAUGACACAACAAAGGAGCUCGCUGGAAAUUAUCACAAACCAGAACGGUCAGUGAAAAUCAAGGAAGGCAAAGUAAUCACCAACAUUGAAGAACAGCGAAACAGGUGGGUAGAACACUUCAAAGAACUCUUGAAUUGACCAGCCCUACUGAACAUUGGAGCAAAAACCACGGACCUCCCAAUCAAUGUUGGCCCACCAACAUUUGAAGAAAUCAGCAUGGCCGUCAGACAAAUCAAGAGUGGCAAAGCAGCAGGACCAGACAACAUUCCAGCAAAGGCUCUGAAAGCAGACGUAGCAGUAACUACAUAGAUACUCCAUAUUCUCUUCAAUAAGAUUUGGGAUGAGGACCAAGUACCAACAGACUGGAAAGAAGGACUUCUGGUCAAAAUACCGAAGAAAGGCGAUCUCAGCAAGUGUGAUAACUACAGAGGCAUCACUCAUCUCUCAAUACCGGGAAAAGUCUUCAGCAGGGUAUUGUUAAACAGGAUGAAGGACUGCGUAGACGCCCAACUUCGUGACCAACAGACAGGAUUCCGUAAGGAUCGAUCGUGUACAGACCAAAUCGCACCUCUACGAAUCAUUGUGGAACAAUCAAUUAAAUGGGAUUCAUCACUCUGCAUCAACUUCAUUGACUACGAAAAAGCAUUUGAUAGCGUGGACAGAACAACAAUAUGGAAACUUCUUCGAUACUACGGCGUACCUCAGAAGAUAGUCAGUAUCAUACGGAAUUCGUAUGAUAUGGCCUCCAUGCGGCAUCAUUGAUGAACGCAGUGAAUCUGAUGCAGAUUUAAAGGCGCGGAUAAGCAAAGCAAGAGCAGCAUAUCUACAACUGAAGAACAUCUGGAACUCAAAACAGCUGUCAACCAACACCACGGUUAGAAUUUUCAAUACAAAUGUCAAAACAGUUCUACUGUAUGGGGUGGAAACUUGGAGAACUAUGAAAGCCGUCAUCCAGAAGAUACAGGUGUUUAUUAACAGUUGUCUACGUAAAAUACUUCAGAUCCGUUGGCCGGGCACUUUUAGCAACAACGUACUUUGGGAGAGAACAAACCAGAUCGCAGCGGAGGAAGAAGCGCUGGAAUUGGAUAGAACACACAUUAAGGAAAGCACAAAACUGCGUCAUAAGACAAGCCCUCACAUGGAAUCCUCAAGGCCAAAGGAAAAGAGGAAGAACAAAGAACACAUUACGCCGAGAAAUGGAGACAGACACGAAAAGAGUGAACAGCAAUUGGAUAGAUCUAGAAAGGAGUGCCCAGGUCAGAUUGGGUUGUAGAAUGCUGGUCAGCGGCCUAUGCUCCAUUGGGAGUAACAGGCGUAAGUAAGUAACAAAGGAAAGAUCUUUAUUGAGAUAACGAGGAUUUUUAAAUGGUAAAUAUGGAAAUGUAACUUAAAAAGCAUUAUGUAUGGCUUGCGACACUUCUCAUUGUCAAGCACAUUGAAAUGCAACCAAUGUUAAAUGCAAAACUGUUUAUAUGUAUCAUUACCAAGGUUUGAUUUGAUAGUUUCAAAUAAAUUGAGCAUUGGUAGAUUGUUAUAAAUAAGUAAUAUAUUUGUAAUAUCCCAAUGAGUAGAAAAUUAGAUUUUCUGUUUAGUUGAAAUAUUACUAUCAUUUUACUUUCAUAUACUUUAUUCCGAAAAAUAAAAUUUGGAUGUCGUAUGAAAUUUCUUUUACGUAGAGAUUUAUAUCAUUUGUAAAUAUAAGUCAUUGUCAUAAUUUUCUCUGACUCACUUGUUGAUCGGAAAACUAUCCUCAUUCCUUCAGGUGCAUGUAAUCAAUAUUGAUUCGGUCAGUGUUUAGAUAACAUAUUUUCUAUUGCUGUGAAUCCUAUAACGGGUUUGUAGGUAUUUUAGUUAUUUUCGAUGUUAGUCUGCAAUCUACGGAAACAAAUGUUUAUGACCUUUGGAGCAUACAACAAGAAAAAUAAAGUUAAUGAAUAUGUGGUGUGAGCUACUUAUAUUCAUAUAAGUAGUAUAUAACGUGCGUUAAAUAAACGUAAGGUCCGGCAGCAGAAGAUGGCGAAGAUCAAGAAAGGAAGAGCAAGAGCACAAUGGAAUUGUAAGAAAACACAUGUACAAUGGAAUGGGAGACAAUGGAUUAGUGUUUGCAACGGGAACAGUACAGUUUGAUAUGAUGGAAUGAUAUUUUGCAAAUUGACGAUUGACUUUAUGGUAUUCACAUUUUAUUGAGAUAGUCUGUAAUCUUUGUGCUAAAUACAAUCGAUUGUCCCCACCCGUGUUCUUGUUCACUACAAAUAGACUAGCUUAGGUUAUCAGCAACUUCCUCAAUACUCAGUAAAUUUGUUGUACCCGGAACUAUUUAAGUUUAACUUUCACGAAAGAUUUCAUUUCACUUGUCUGAAGUUGUCCACAACUUCCUUGUGUAACGGUAUACUGGAUGGAAGGACAUACAUUUAUCAAAGGUUAGGACCUGGAAUGAAAUGUUAGUUAAAGAUUAUAUUCAUAUUCAGUAUUCACCUACUAAACGAACUAGGAAAUGGUCAACGUGUCGGGAAUAACAUUCACAUUAUAACCGUUCACGAUAACCAACUCAUCCAAGAAAUCUAGUAAACUGUCCUUACAUGCAAUAACAUAUCACAAGGGUACUGAGCAUAAACUACCUCGCAAGCUGAAAAUAAUUUUAAAAUCUUGAAUAAAUACAAACUUUGAUUUAUGUUUUGGU
This is a messenger RNA of Schistosoma curassoni, 7197 nucleotides long. Lineage: Eukaryota; Metazoa; Platyhelminthes; Trematoda; Strigeidida; Schistosomatidae. The record is from the annotation of a GenBank genome assembly.